Molecule: messenger RNA, 2512 nt
Organism: Phragmites australis (common reed)
Lineage: Eukaryota; Viridiplantae; Streptophyta; Magnoliopsida; Poales; Poaceae
Exons: 3
Coding region: 460-2268 (602 amino acids)
Molecular function (GO): protein binding
Source: RefSeq, a predicted model, not a curated record
UUAGUAGGAGAGUACUGACUCACACUUUUCAAGAGGAUUCACCAUUCACCUUACUCAGCUCACUGCUCAGCACCAGAGGCAUAGGCCAUGGCGUAAAGAGGCACUAGGCCUUAUAGUUUGCUGCUAGGCCUGCGUGGAGGUGCAGCCACAGGCAUCUCGUCCAGCUAGGAACUUGAAGGACCGAUGCUUUCUUUCUCGUCCAGCUAGGAAACCAGUCAGCACAAGCAAGCAAAGCUAGUGAGAAGAAAGAAACAGGAGCACCACUAUUUAGAGAGAGAAAGAGGUCUCCAGAGUGUGCGCAGAGAGAUAAAGAGGUAGACGUGGUCUGUCGCAGCUGGCAUUUCGGAUCUCCCGUUCGUCCGAAUCAGUUAGGGAGCCACAAGAAGGAAAUCUUUUCCUUCUUGCCGUUGCUGCCUGCUAUUUCUUUGGGCCGGUUGAUGCGUGAGACGCAAUCUGCCAAUGGCGGCGUCAUCGCCUUCCUCAGCUCAGCCGAAGAGGAGCAAGUGGCUGCGCCGCAACAAGAAGGUGAUUGAUAGGUACAUCGGCCAGGCGCGGGCAACUCUCGCUGCGGCGGUGCAGGACACCGAGGACGGGGAUGACGCGGCGGCGGCGGCGCUCGGCCUGGUGAGCGCGGCGCUGGAGAUGUCGCCGCGGGCGGAGGCGGCGCUGGAGCUCCAAGCGCGCGCGCUUCUCGCGCUUAGGCGCUACCGCGACGUCGCGGACAUGCUCCGCGACUACAUCCCCAGUUGCGGCAAGUCCUGCUCCGGCGACGAUUCCACCUCCUCCUCGUCCUGCUCAUCCGGCUCCGGCGACCUCGCCGCCUCUUCCAGGGCGGAGCUCUUGUCCCCUUGGCGCGACCGCUCCGACGACGGUGCCGGUGCCACCCGCUUCCUGUGCUGCUUCGACGUAUCCGAGCUGAAGCGCCGCCUCGUCGCCGGCUUCUCUAAGAACUCCGACGCCCAAGCCCAGUGGAGGUACUUGGUCUUGGGCCAAGCUUGCUUCCACCUCGGCUUAAUGGAGGACGCGGUGGUGCUACUCCAAACCGGCCGCCGCCUGGCCUCGGCGGCGUUCCGCCGCGAGAGCGUGUGCUGGUCGGAGGACAGCUUCUCACCGUCGAACCUGACAGCCAACGUCGUCUCCGUGCCCACCAGCAGAAGAGCGUCCAAGUCAGGCUCGGCGCCGGCGAGUGAGGCGGAGUCCGUGUCGCAGCUGUUUGCUCACGUGAAGCUCCUUCUCCGCCGUCGCGCCGCCGCGGUGGCGGCGCUCGACGCCGACCUCCCUGCCGAGGCCGUGCGUCAUUUCAACAAGGUGCUCGACGCGCGCCGUGGCGUCCUGCCGCACCCCUUCGCCACUGCCUGCCUCGUUGGCCGCGCUGCCGCGUUCCGCUCAGACGGGCGCCCAGCCGACGCCAUCGCGGACUGCAACCGCGCGCUCGCGCUUGACCCGGCGUUCAUCCCGGCACUGCGCGCGCGCGCCGACCUGCUGGAGUCGGUUGGGGCGCUCCCCGAUUGCCUCCGGGACCUUGACCACCUCAAGCUUCUCUACGACGCCGCGCUCCGAGACGGCAAGCUGCCCGGGCCGAGUUGGCGGCCACAGGGCGGCAUCCGCUUUGGUGAGAUAGCCAACGCGCACCGCACGCUGACGGCCCGCAUCCAGCAGCUCCGCGGCCGCGUUGCCGCCGGCAAGGGGUGCAGUGUGGAUUACUACGCCCUUCUCGGGGUGCGACGUGGCUGCACGCGCUCGGAGCUGGAGCGCGCCCACCUCCUGCUCACCCUGAAGCUCAAGCCCGACCGUUCGGCGUCGUUCGCGGAGCGGCUGGAGCUCGUGGACGAGCACCGCGAUCUUGAGGCCGUGCGCGACCAGGAGCGCAUGUCGGCGCUGUUCCUGUACCGGAUGCUGCAGAAAGGUUAUUUGUUCAUCAUGUCAGCCGUGCUGGACUUGGAGGCUGAGGAGAGGCAGAGGGCCAAGGACGCCGCCGCGGCAGCGUCAGCAUCCAAGCAAGAAGAAGAAGACGACGAAGUAACCGUGAUGAAGAAGCUCAUGUUGGAGAAUGUUCCCAGAGCGAACGACAACAAUGUUCAGGUUGCCAAGCCGGAACAGUCGACGGCACCGGCAAUUCCAAUGCCCAGGACCGUGGUGACCGCGGCAACAAUCAACCCAGCGUUCCAAGGCGUGUUCUGCCGCGACAUGGUGGUGGUCGGGACCCUUGUGUCCCAAGUCGGGUUCAGCCGGCCGAUUCCGGUGAAGUGCGAGGCAAUGAGCUGCUGAUCGUCAAUCCAGGGAACCCGGACAUCUGUGGAUGAAACAGCAGCAGACCCAGGAGUUGGCGGGAAAAAUGCAGAGAUAAUUUCAAGCGUUCUGAUCCAUAGGCUUUGCUGUAGUACCUUCGGUAGGCGCUUUCCAGGGUGAAAUAAUGAUCGAAAAUAGGAUGCAAGCAGCGCCAGGGAAAUUUUGAUUUCUUCUUGUUUAUCAUGUCAGGUGUCACACCUAAUUUUACAAAGACAAAUCUAAU